UAGAGUAUUUAUUUAUAAUUGAGAGUGAUGUUAACUUGUCAAUUGCUGAGUAUGUGGUUUAUGAGUAAUUUCAAGUACUUAUUUAUGUUUUCUAUGUAUUUACAGUAAAUCACAUCAAGUCACGUCACAUCACAUCAUGUUACGUCAUCAUACAUGUCGCUGUCACUGGAAAUAAAGAUGUGCAUUUACAAAAGGAGUUAAAUUCUCUGUCUAUGAACUUACAUGAUGAUAGUCAGUACAACAUUUACAACUUAGAAGAUUCUUGUUCAUAGAAGUUCAGGAAAGAGGCGUCAUGGCAACUGGUGAUACACGAGAAGAGUCAAGACUUCAAACCUUAACAAAAAAAGGCUUGGAAUAUCAGAUGGACAGAAAAUCUAAGUAUCGACGAGCAUGUGAGGGUGCACUUGUAGCUUUGAGUGACAAUAUUCAACAGUUAUUGAUUACAUCAACAGAUGCGAAUGAAGUGAAAGAACUCCACAAGAAAUGGUUGAAAGCUUAUGAUGAACUGUUAUAUUCUCACGAAAGUUUUCAGGAUCUUUUGAAACAGUCUUCUGAAGAUGAAGAAAAAGAUGACAAGGAAUUCCAGGAAAGGAAUAAGAGAUUUCAGGAAGUGAAAGAUUCUGUGGAACAGUGGUUCGCAAAACAUGCAAGAGAACGUACACCAAGUCAAGUAUCGUUUGAUGCAAAAUCUGUGAAAUCCAGACGGUCACAUUCGUCAAAAGCUUCGAGUCAAAUUUCCCUGGAGAAAUUAAAAGAAGGUCAACGAAAAGCAGAAUUGUUAGCCAAAGCAUCAGCGUUAGACGAACAACGAAAGUUAGAAGCAGCCAAACUUGAACUGAAAAUGAAAGAAGAAGAGCUGAAAAUUAAAACUGAGCUUAAGAUAAGUGAUGCGAGAACCAGAUUACUAGAAGAACUAGAAAGAAGUGAGCUGCAUGACCAACAACUGGAAAACUCUCUCAUCAAUGAAAAUCAAGACAGGAAUGUGACUUUUCAUCUUGAUCCUAUGAAUGCGCUUGCAAGUGAGAUCUCUACUCCAAAUAUAAGUCAUCGACCUGUGCCACAUAUUGGUAAUUCAGCAUUGCUAACACCCAUACAGGAUUUCAAACCUGAAUCAACUAGUGAAAUUCAGACUGUAGCUCGUGAAUUGAACAAACCAAAGGCUGAAAUACAGAAGUUUGAUGGUAACCCUAUGAACUACACAAAAUUCUUAAGACAAUUCAAUGCUAGAAUUUGCUCCAACACAGACUCUUAUGAAGAACUUUUGAACUUUUUGUUACAGUUCACUGUUGGUGAGGCCCAAAAAAUCGUAACUGGUUAUUCAUAUCUGGAUGCGGAACGUGGAUACAAAGCGGCACUGGAAGAGUUAAAGGAUCGCUAUGGUGAUCCUGAUAUCAUAGCGCAAGCAUAUGUAAAGAAAGCGCUUGACUGGCCAGUAGUGAAACAAGAAAAUGCAAAAGAUUUAGAUCAGUUUGCUAUAUUCCUGCGUGAGUGUCAAUAUGCAGUAGAAAACAUUGAUGCGGGCCGUGUUCUGGAAUAUUCUGAAAAUUUGAAACUUUUGGUAAAAAAACUCCCAUUUUAUCUUCAUGAUAAAUGGCGGAACUGUGUAUAUGAUCUGAAAGAAAAGAAACUAUCAGUGAAAUUUUACCAUCUGGUCGACUUUGUUAGGAAAGAAGCCAAAAAAGCAACCGACCCCAUAUAUGGAAAAGAAAUGAUGAGUACUCCAAGUACAGCCAACAAACGCUUACAAGACCACAAGAAAUCAGAGACACGUAAGAACUUCACCGUGAAAACCGAUUCAAGAUCCAUGAGUGAUAACAGUGCUACACAGAUGAAAACAUUUUCAAGACAAUGUAUAUACUGUAAGGGAGCUCACUCAUUAGAUAUGUGCUUAAGUAUCACUAUCCUACCUCUUAGAGACAGAUAUGCAUUCUUGAAAACAAAUGGGCUGUGUUUUUCUUGUCUAAAAUCUGGACAUCUGAAAACUAACUGUCGACAAAAGAUGUCAUGUGCUCACUGUAACAAGUCUCAUCCUUCCAUUCUUCAUGUUGACCCUAGACAGAAUGAAGAACCAAACACUGCUACAAGAGAAUAUAAAGCUAGUGAAACUCCGUUGUCGGCUACGUACGUCAUCUACAGUUCAUAUGGGGGCUGGUAA
Molecule: messenger RNA, 2155 nt
Organism: Saccostrea cuccullata (small rock oyster)
Lineage: Eukaryota; Metazoa; Mollusca; Bivalvia; Ostreida; Ostreidae
Product: CAP-Gly domain-containing linker protein 1-like
Exons: 1
Coding region: 293-2155 (620 amino acids)
Molecular function (GO): zinc ion binding; nucleic acid binding
Source: RefSeq, a predicted model, not a curated record